Durusdinium trenchii is the source of this 312-nucleotide messenger RNA. NCBI's taxonomy places the organism in Eukaryota, Dinophyceae, Suessiales, Symbiodiniaceae. The record is from the annotation of a GenBank genome assembly.
AUGGAAACUCCUCCAGUCAACGCCCGGUUAGAGGAACCAUGUUUCGCAUUCUCCUUGAACCUGGGCCAGAAGGAGGAAGUUGAGGGCAAAACAGUUCGGAUCCGUGAGCAACUGGACGUGGAGAAUGAGGUGAGCCCGACCUAUUCCUCUGGUUCUUCGGACCCUGAGGAAUCGCCCAUCGCACGGUGCCGCUCACUGCAGCCGCCACAGCGGGCCUUGCCUGUGGUACGGGCCCGGGAGGCGAAAAAUCCAACUUUGAUGACUAGCAAGGUACCGUCAACGCUGUGCCGUGGCGUGGCUACGGAGCUUUAG